Molecule: messenger RNA, 234 nt
Organism: Momordica charantia (bitter melon)
Lineage: Eukaryota; Viridiplantae; Streptophyta; Magnoliopsida; Cucurbitales; Cucurbitaceae
Source: RefSeq, a predicted model, not a curated record
AUGGCUUCAAUGUCUGCUCAUGGGUCGGAUGGUGCAUGGAGUGCAAUGCAAAACAAGGCGUUUGAAAGGGCUUUGGCAGUGUAUGAUGAAGACACACCUCAGCGAUGGCUGAAUGUUGCAAAUGCCAUUGGUGGCAAAACUGAAGAGGAAGUCAAUAGGCACUACCAGCUUCUUGUGGAGGAUGUUAAGAAUAUUGAGUCUGGUGAAGUUUCUUUCCCCUCCAGAAGCCAAUAA